AGGCGUGAGCGCUACGUCAACAUGCAGCGGCUCUACACCGCAUACGUCAUAUUUAUGCGACACGCCGGACUGAAAACAGCAACUGCUGGCUGCUUUUGUACUUUGUUUGCUGCGUCUUGUUAAUUUAUCGAGUGAAUGCGUUUUGGUACCUCUACCAGUUAGUGAACUGACAAAGAUAGCGGUAGGUUUUUCUUUUUACAGCUUGUAAAAUGCACCAAUUCAGCCGGAGCUAGUUAAUCCAAGCUGCGUUAACGUGCUCCUUCCUACAUGUGUUGUGACAGUGACAGGUUUUACAUUUAGUGCGUUUUCUUGCUCACGGCGGUAUGAGUUAUGGCUACGGCGGUGGAGGUGGAAGAAGAAGCAGAAAAGGAGGUAGAGAGUACAGGGAUGGGAGCAGAGAGAGACUGGACAGAGGAGGAGGAGGAGGCGGCGGCGGCGGCGGUGGCGGUUCCGACCUCGACCAGGACCGAGGAGCAGGAGGAGGUCAGAGGGACCGUCCUCCUCCACACCUGAGGGGCCGGGAGAUCGGUUUGUGGUACGCGCGUUAUGGAGCCGUGAGGAGGAAACAAGCGGACCGUAGAUCGCGGGCCGUGGUCCAUAUGGACGAGGCCAGAGAGGAACACAUCACCAAGCUCCUUAACUCUGUCCAGAGUGACCCAACAAGAGACAGCAGGGGCGCACAGUCCUCAGCGUCUGACGCCUGGCGGACAGCAGCCAGCAGCAGCGGCCACUGUUACUUUGAUGGGGAUAUCCCUGAAGAAGAGAAGCAGAAGUUGGAGGAAGAGGAACAGAAGAAAACAAGCCGCACAUCUCAACGUGGCUCCUCUACAGCAGCUAAAGAUGAACCUCCAGACAACUGGGAUGAAGAUGAUGAGGACGACGUGGAGAAAGAAAAACCGAUGAGCGAAGACAAGGAUCUGGAGUUCUUAUUUCAGGAAGUAGUCAGUGACACAUCAGUGGAUGAGGACUUGAAAAGAGAUUUGCAAAGCAAAAAAACUGAUCGAAAUUACAAAGAAAUGUUGAAAUUCAGGGAAAAACUACCAUCAUUUGGAAAGAAAGAGGAUCUGGUGCGGCUCAUCAACUCCAACCGCGUCUUGGUGGUCAGCGGGGAGACGGGGUGCGGAAAGACCACUCAGGUCACCCAGUUCAUCCUGGACGACCACAUCAGCAGAGGGCGGGGCUCGACGUGCCGCGUGGUCUGCACGCAGCCCCGCCGCAUCAGCGCCAUCUCCGUAGCAGAGCGUGUAGCUGCAGAGAGAGCAGAAAGUGUAGGAAAUGGAAAUUCCUGUGGUUACCAAAUACGCCUGCAGAGCCGGUUACCACGGAGACAAGGUUCAAUACUGUACUGUACAACAGGAAUUAUUCUUCAGUGGCUCCGCUCUGAUCCGUUGUUAUCCAGUGUCAGUCACCUUGUGCUGGACGAGAUCCACGAGAGAAACCUUCAGUCAGACGUUUUGCUCGUCAUCGUGAAGGAAUUGCUCAACCUCCGAGAUGAUCUCAAGGUCAUCCUGAUGAGUGCCACCCUCAACGCAGAAAAGUUCUCUAAAUAUUUUGAUAAAUGUCCAAUGAUCCACAUCCCUGGGUUGGCCUUCCCAGUGGAAGAGUUCCUACUGGAAGACAUCAUUGAGAUGACCAGAUAUCGUCCGCAGAAUCAGGACCGUCGGCCUGCGUGGAAGAGACGCUUUUGGCAGGGCCACCAAUCCAGAUCGGAGAAGGAGGAGAAGGAGGAGGAGUAUAAGGAGAGCUGGCCAUGUUACGCACGAACUCUGCAGGGCAGAUACUCUGACAGCACGAUCGAGGCGGUGGAGAUGUUAGACACCGAUGAGAAGAUUGAUCUGGAGCUGAUCCUGGCGCUGAUCCGGCACAUUGUGCUCAACGAGGGGGAGGGAGCAAUCUUGGUUUUCCUGCCCGGCUGGGACAACAUUAGCAGUCUGAAUGACCUCCUCAUGGCGCAGCAGAUGUUCCGAUCAGAAAGGUUCGUCAUCAUCCCUCUGCACUCCCUCAUGCCCACUGUUAAUCAGACGCAGGUUUUCAAAAGACCCCCGCCAGGAGUUAGAAAGAUUGUGAUUGCAACCAAUAUCGCGGAGACCAGCAUCACCAUAGAUGAUGUCGUUUAUGUGAUAGAUGGAGGAAAGAUUAAGGAGACUAACUUCGACACCGACAACAACAUCAGCACCAUGACGGCCGAGUGGGUUAGCCUGGCUAACGCCAAACAGAGAAAAGGACGUGCUGGCAGGGUGCAACCAGGAAAGUGCUAUCAUCUGUACAAUGGGCUUAGGGCCAGCCUGCUGGAAGCCUAUCAAUUACCUGAAAUUAUGAGGACACCGCUGGAGGAGCUCUGCUUGCAGAUAAAGAUUCUGAAGCUCGGCUCCAUUAGUCGAUUUCUGGAGAAGGCCUUGGACCCGCCGAGCGAGAAGGCGGUUAACCUCGCCAUUAAGAGCCUCACAGACCUGAACGCUCUGGACCACGCAGAGAACCUGACGGCGCUGGGUUUCCACCUGGCGCGGCUCCCCGUGGAGCCGCACAUCGGCAAGCUGAUCCUGUUCGGCGCUCUGCUGGGAUGCCUCGACCCCGUGCUCACCAUCGCCGCUUCGCUCAGCUUCAAAGACCCUUUCUUCAUACCCCUGGGUAAAGAGAAGAUGGCAGACAUGAGGAGAAGAACUCUGUCCAGAAACUCAAAGAGUGACCACCUCACUAUUGUUUACGCCUUCAAGGGAUGGCAGGAAGCCAAGCAGCGGGGCUCCAGGUAUGAGAGGGAGUACUGCUGGGACAACUUCCUGUCUGCCAACACACUCCAGAUGCUGCACAACAUGAAAGGUCAGUUUGCCGAGCAUCUCAUGAGUGCUGGCUUUGUCAGCAGCAGGGAUCCCAAAGACGCUAAAUCCAAUAUCAACUCGGACAAUGAGAAGUUGAUCAAGGCAGUGAUUGUUGCUGGGCUGUACCCUAAGGUGGCCAUGAUCCGACCCUCUUACAGCAAAAAGAGACCUGGGGUCAAGGUGUACACCCAGACCGACGGAAAGGUCUGCAUCCAUCCCAAAUCUGUCAAUGCUGAAGAGAGGGAAUUCAACUACACAUGGCUCAUUUACCACCUGAAGAUGAGAACCAGCAGCAUCUUCCUGUACGACUGCACCGAGGUGUCGCCGUUCUCGCUGCUGUUCUUCGGGGGAGACAUCAGCAUCCAGAAAGACGAGGACCAGGAGACCGUCGCGGUCGACCGCUGGAUCGUCUUCAGGUCCCCGGCGCGCAUCGCUCACCUCGUUAAGAGUUUGAAGAGAGAGCUGGAUUCGCUGCUGCAAGACAAAAUCAGUAACCCGGCUCCUGUGGAUUGGGAUAACCGUCAGUCCAAAGACUGCGCCGUCAUCACGGCCAUCAUAGACCUCAUCACUACCCAGGAAAGGCCCGCAGGCAGCAGCAAGGACGACGGCAGGACGUGGGCGUCUGCUCCCAGCGGAAGGCACACUUACUUCGAUGAUGACGACGACGACGACAAUGAUUGAAAGUGACCGGGCGUUUGGCUGGCAAUGAAGAGAGGAGGCUUUUGCGAUGACUGACUGCAUCUCCAGACAUGAGUUUGUUGGAAUAUUUAUGAUAGACAGCUGGCCUCCUUGAUGCUUCUGCUUGGUUUUAAACUUUAGUUCUCCCUAGAUGCUGAAGGCCAAACACGGAAGGCUUAGUGCUGAAAAAAUGAAAAUGAAUCGUGCUUCGCUUUUUUAAGAUUAUUCAAGGACCAACCUGUCUGUAUGCAUCCUUUUUUUGUUUCGUUUGUACAUUUUAUGUUUGGGAAAGUUUCACCUUUUUUCCACAUAAUUGAUUAUGCAAUAAAGAAGCUACUUAAAAUCACUCUGUGCGACGUCUACCACCUUUUCAGUUAAAUGCCUAGAGAAAGGGUGUUUUCACACAUGAUAGUUUGGUACAGUGGGUUCGAUUAGGGAUCGAAAUGGCAACAUUUGUUCCAUUUUCAGCUGGUUCGGUUCGCAUUCUGGCUGCACCGUGUCAAAGGAUCCAAACCCCGUGAAAAACCUGUUCACCCUGUGGUGGCGCUGUGCAAGAAUCAUUGAAGGAAACGACACGAAAGCCUCUGAAGAAGACAUGAGCUCAACUUCUUUUCUUGCAAACUGAAAACAGAAAUGGUUUAAUGUCAGAUUUUAAGUUGAAGGAUUUCUCUCCUGUCAUUCGUAAAAGUAAUUGUCUCCUACUAGAAAUAAGCCAGCACGCUCGUUUUGGUCUUAUUUACCCAGAAUACCCUCUGCCGCAGCCUGCUUCUUGCUUUUGGAGCUGUCUCCGGCCCGCUUGGCUUUCACAUAUGCAUUCGAACCGCACCAGAGUUCACUUCAACCGAACCGACACCCGGGUCCUGAAAUACAGUUGAACGUUUACUGUUACCACCCACUUUUAUCUCUACAGCUUAGGUUUUUAACAUUUUUUUUGUCCAGAAUUGGGUUAACACGGGGAAUGCAAAUGUUGCAGUCCAUUUCUUCAGUACCACUGUGUGUACUUUCUCUUGAAGCACAGACUCCAGUUGCGGAUCACAUAUUGUGAAUCUCUCUCAAACUCUUGCCUGAGCUUUGCUCUCCUUUUUAUUCCAGUCGCUCCUUUUCUUACCUCAGCUUAUCCUUCCACUCCGUGUUCCAUUAAUAUGCUUGCAAACGGCAUUUUGAACUGCCAGGUUCCUUGGCUCACACACCUUGGUGAUGAAACUGAACUGGAGAGUCAAGGGUGAAGAUGUCUGCGAGACGGGACCGGCUGUACUUCGAGGAAUCGUAGCUCUUUCAGUGUUUGCACCGAGAUGCUGCGCAAGUCUUUUGUGUGUAAUUUCUCUGAAUAGACACUAGGUGGUGGAAGAGUGCCUUCCUCUGGACAAAAAAGUGUCCUUCUGAAAUUUUUUUUUUGUUUGCUUUUUUAUUUUUACCUGCAUGUAUAAUUAUGUAGCAUUUCUGGAUCUCAUCCCACCUCACGCAGACACUUGAUUAAGAGAGAUCCAUCACACUUGAUCAACAAAUUUAUUUCACAAUGUAUUCACUGACAAAAAGACGUAAAAAUAGCUUUUGGUUAUUAAAGUGAUCUGACACCAUGCAUUAUCAGCAGCAGUAAGCAUGUACAUAUAAAUAAUGUAUAUAUAAAUGUGUGGAUUUAAAAUGCUUACUAACUCUGUCGACAUCAAUGUGGUGUUGCUACACUUUGUUGUUGCCAAUUUGCUAGAGAGACUGUAGAGCACUGAACAUGAUUAAACUCCUGCAUCAGACAACAUUGGGCUAUUGAUUUGAAACGGGUUUAUUAUGUGGUGUUCAAGCUGUGCCUGUACUAAAUCUUGCACUACCAAAGCAGCCAGAGGUUUCACGUGCCGCACAAGGUACGACGACGUUUUCCCCACUUACACACCUGCCGCGCAAAAUAUCUGUUAAAAUAUGAAUUGAUUUUUUUUUUAGGUUUUGUAUUCCUAUUUAAAAUGUUGAACUACGGCAAUACAUUUAAUUUCCAAUAAAUGAUUCAGAUUCAUGUGUUCAGUGUGCAAGAGCAUCUGACUGUCAACAUGCAGAAUGAAAUGAUCACUUGGAAAACGACACGGAGAGCAAUUACACUUUUAUUAAGAGACUAAUCAAAAUUGCUUUUUCUUCCGAUAUAAAUCUGUAUUCAAGAAAACACAAAUGUUACUGUACAUAUUUACACAUGCAAAUCUGUUGCUUUUUGUCUCUUUUUUUGAAAAUAGUUACAAAAGGAGGAAUAUGUUGAAGCAAAAGAAGUUCAUCAAUUGCAUCAAUUUUUUUUUUUUUUUUCCUGAGUGCAAACGUAAAGCCACACAAGAGGUGCGUGUCCAUUUGGCGGGAUGGAGAGGGGCUUAUUCUGUACAACAAAACCUCAGCUUGUGGUCAACAUCACUGUUGGGUCCAGAGCUGUUGGCUUGAUAAAUUGUGUUAUCGCCAAAUUGUUUUCUUUUUUUUUUUUUUCCCCUUUAGCCGGGCAACAAUAAAUGAUGACUCACACACUGGACAAUCGCAUUAAAAGCAGGGGCCAGGCAGGGGUCUGGUCUCACCGACGGCAGACGCACAAUUUCUUUAACGUCACAUGCAUUCAUAAAAUAUACAUACAUGGGAUUAUUUAUACACCGCCGCGUCUGGCUUGCAUCAAUAGUGAUAUUUCUCUGUUGGGGGCGGGGGGAGAAUGAUGGUGCUUGAGACGUAAAUGUAGAGUCUGAUUCAUGAGGGUGACAUUAACCGCUGACAAACGGCAAGUUGGAGUGCAGAUACUUGGCCCUUCUGCUCGACUGGAUGCCAUAAUAGAUCCCUUCUUCUUCCCUGAUGGCUGUAAUUUGUUUUUUUGUUUUGUUUU
Poecilia reticulata (guppy) is the source of this 6327-nucleotide messenger RNA. RefSeq names its product DEAH (Asp-Glu-Ala-His) box polypeptide 36 (gene dhx36). Gene Ontology annotation, cellular component: cytoplasm; intracellular anatomical structure; nucleus. The record is from RefSeq and is a predicted model, not a curated record. Gene Ontology annotation, molecular function: G-quadruplex DNA binding; RNA helicase activity; G-quadruplex RNA binding. NCBI's taxonomy places the organism in Eukaryota, Metazoa, Chordata, Actinopteri, Cyprinodontiformes, Poeciliidae.